Molecule: messenger RNA, 5061 nt
Organism: Cercopithifilaria johnstoni
Lineage: Eukaryota; Metazoa; Nematoda; Chromadorea; Rhabditida; Onchocercidae
Source: the annotation of a GenBank genome assembly
AUGGCUACCGAUCCAAAAGUGGAAGAAUUGUUUUCUCUACUAGAAAAUGGUCAACUUCGAAGUGCUAACCUUGCAAAACAAGACUUGAUCACUUUGAGAAAUGCGGAUAAUGAAAAUGUUCUCAUAGUUGCAGCCAGAACGGGACAAGCUGAUAUUGUACGGGAUUUCAUCAAUGAUUUCGAUUUAGAGGAUACAGAUGCUGAUGGUUGGACUGCUCUUCUCGACGCAGCCUAUAUGGGACAUGAGGAAAUUAUUAAAAUCCUAUUGGAAGCUGGAGCAGCUGUCAAUUAUUCUGAUAUGCUGGGUUGGAGUCCAUUGAUGUGGGCUGUAUACAAGAAUCAUUAUUCAUGUGCGCAGCUUCUUAUCCAAUUCAAGGCUCACGUUAAUCUUGUUGAUGAAGAAGAUAGCUUAACACCACUUAUUGUUGCCGCUGGACGUGGCUAUGUAACUUUUGUAGAAUUACUUAUUGGUGCUGGUGCAGAGGUAAACGCAUGUGAUAAAUUCGGAAGUACAGCUUUAAUCUGGGCUGCAAGGAGGGGUUACAAAUCUAUAAUCGAAUUACUGCUGAAUGCUGGAGCUGAAUUAGAUGCUGUUGGGAUGUAUGGAUCGACUGCUUUAAUGAUGGCCACGCGGGGUAAUUUCAUUAGUGUUGUUAAGCUGAUACUAUCAAGGGAGCCAAACAUCAACAUUGUCGAUCAGAAUGGCCUUUCACCACUUGCUAUCGCGGCACGUGAAGGUUAUGUAGAAAUUGCAUCGACCUUUAUCCAACUUGGGGCUUGUGUAAAUGUAGUGGACAGGUUUGGAAAUUCAAUUUUGGCGGGUGCUGUACGAUCAGGAAAUGUAGAAAUUGUGAGAAUGCUUCUUGAAAAACAUGCCGAUGUCAAUGCAAGGGAUUCCGAAAAUAGAACAAUUCUUCAUUUGGCUAUCGAUAAGUCAUUUAUGGAUAUUGCAGUUGCUUUAUUGGAAAGGAAGCCAAACUUGGAAAUACGGAAUAAGGACGGUGAUACACCACUAUUACGAGCUGUGAAAAAUCGGCAUGUUGGUUUUUGUCAGUUACUGAUAAAUUCCGGUGCAAAAGUUUCAGCAACAGAUAAUGCCGGUGAUAAUGCAUUACAUGUGGCAUUGCGAGCAAGAUCGCGGAAAAUAACGCAGUCCCUUCUGUUGAAUCCGUCGGAUUCACGUUUAUUAUACAGACCGAACAAACUUGGUCAGACACCAUAUUCAAUUGAUCAGGAAAAUCCGCAGCCUAUUAUCCCCCUAAUUUAUGGACCACUGGAUGCUGAAAUACAAGUGGAUGCUAUGCUUGGUUACGAUAUUUACAGCAAUGUAUUGGCUGAUAUUGUGUGCGAACCGAAUUUAACAUUACCGCUGACUAUCGGGCUAUACGCAAAAUGGGGUUCAGGAAAGUCAGUGCUUCUUAACAAAAUGAAAGAUUCAAUGCGAUCAUUUUCAAGAUCUUGGUUGGAUACAGUACAGCUUUCAUGGUCCUGGUCAUUGGUUUUUUCAGUAGCACUUCUUAUUGCAAUGUUUGCACUUCUCGGCAUCACUGCUGUUGCUGUUUUUCAAAACCCUUAUUAUAUUAUUACUGUUGUUGUCUCUGGCUUGAUUCUAUUCAUUCUAUUUAUGCUUUUUUACGGUUUAAUUUAUUAUGGAAACAGUACUAAAGGAUGGAAUAAAUCCGUAAAUGUUGCGCGUUCGAUUGCGAAAUUUUUGGCACACAUGCGUUUAUUAUUAAAUGUUGCACUACAACAUGGAGCAUCAAUCGGGGACAAAGAUGUUCUUUCCUGCCCUGUGAGUUUCUUAUUUGCUGAUUAUCAUCGUUUGUCGUCAGUUGGUGGUGAGCAGGCUCUAGCAAAAAUCGUUGUUACAUUAUUUGAAGCUGCUGAAAAUCAUUUUGGUUCACUUCCGGUUCGCUUGUUUUGCGCUUUGAGAGUCUUGUUUGCCCAUGGCAACAAACCAAAAACACGACGAGUAUGUGGCGUACCGGUUACUAUGAUGGUGUCAUUGUUUUUGUUCUCAAUUAGUACAGCUUUAAUUUUGCUUUCAUUAUGGCUUUACGGUGGAAUGGAACUUCCGUCUAGCUACUUAUUUGGCUGCGUAUCAUUUUUCGCCAUUGCGGUAGUGCUUAUUUAUUAUCCACUUUAUCUCGUUCUUGUUUAUGGAUUUGUCAAUAUGCCUAAGAAGCGCAUAAAUAUGGUAGCACAGAAAAUCAACAAACUGCGUUUUGAGGGAUUUAUGCAGAAAUUACAACAUCAGGUCAACCUUUUGGCCAACAUGAUUCGCUCAUUUGACUUUUUCACAAACAGCCAAACUCGGUUAAUUGUUGUAGUUGAUGGCCUUGAUAAUUGUGAGCAGGAACGUAUGGUACAAACCUUAGAUGCGCUAGAGCUAUUAUUCUGCAUUCAUGCUGAUCGACCAUUUGUAGUAACUAUUGCUGUUGAUCCACAUAUUAUUAUUUCAGCUGUAAAUCACAGCAUGCAUUCUUCAUUAGUAGGAACUGGGCUUACUGGACAUGAUUAUCUAAAGAACAUCAUUAAUAUGCCAUUCUAUCUACACAAUUCGGCUAUUCGACAACUUCAAAUAAAUUUGCGCAAUAAAAGAGAAAGCUUAGCUGAUUGGAAGGAAAGAUUCAAGCGACAAGAUACUUUCCAUGGAUCUUAUAUAUCUUUACGAGAUGGUUUUGAAGGGAAAUUAUCAAGGAAGGUGACAGUUAUAGGGGCUCGUGGAUUAAGUCAUUCGUUAAUAGCGGAUGACUAUUUCUCUAAUAUGAAUCCAAGGUCAAUGAAACGCAUUGUCAACGCGCUUGCAUUAACAGGGCGAUUGAUGCGUGCGUUUGAAAUUGAAUUUUCGUGGGUUUCACUUGGUUAUUGGGUUAGUCUAAUUGAGCAGUGGCCAUCCAGAAUGUGUUGGCUUAUUGAUCAUGCGUUGGAUAUUUCACAAGAUUCAUAUCCGCUUGUAGAGCUUUACAACCAUCUGAAGCAACAAAUACCGAAGAAGGAUCCACUAAUAGAUCUGGAUCGAAAUCCGGAUAAUUUCGAGUCUUUCUUAGAACAAGCAUGCGUGACUGGUCCGGAGCAAUUGACUGUCGGACACGUCCGCCGUUUUGUCCCGUGUACAUCCAAUUUGGAUCCUUAUCUUAGGAAGCUCAUCAGAGAAUGUCGUAUUGUUACGGCAGAACCGAUUAAACCACUUGUUAGCCGAUCAUCCAAUCUACCUGGUUUAGCAAUCUCCGAUCCUGCUUGGCAUCUUUUUAAAGAUAAGGAUACUUGGCGGAAAAUUGAAGUACCACUUGUUGAAAUGAAGUUGUCAGAUGUAACUAACUUGGUGAAAAAGUUAGAUAUUUCAAGUGAACGAAUAAGUGUUAUUGUUGAAAAAAUGAAUGCAUCCAAUCUUACUGGUCUUGUUUUGUCAGCAUGUGAUUUACCGGAAGUGCAAGAAACUCUUAAGUUAAAUUUGGGUGAUUGGACAUUAUUGAAGUUGCUAAUUGAUACGCUUCGAACUUGGAAGCCAAUAAUACCUUUGGAUACUGCUGAGACUCCUUCCCUAAUAUCACCCAUUGCUGGUUUGGCAGUAUCUACUUCUCCUAGUUCAAUGCAAGAGCAAAAAGAUCGGCUUGCUGCAGAGGCAGAAAUGCAAGGUGAUCACCAUUGGAUACUGGAAAGUCUUUCUGGAAUGGAUAUUGCAGAAGUAAAUGAUGUAUUUCCUGCUUCUUCUGCACCAUCCGUUCAUUUUGAUGAUGGGAUUGCGUCGGAACGGGAUAGCACUGAAAGCGUUUGUGGGUCAUACGAGAAUUUGUUGGAUUCUGAAUCCGCUUUGCAAACCCGAAGUGAGAAUAUGGAUGUAAUGACGAAACGAGCACGAUAUGGCGUCCGAUAUACAAGGGAAGAAUUGGUGAGCGCAAUGCGCAUGGAUUCAGCUCAUUCCGAUGUGAGUCAUACAACGACGCAAAGUCAAUCGGUAUCGCGGACUCAUUUACCGAUUAUACUGGAUGUUUCCGAUAAUCAACAAACAGUAAGAGAAGUGAGCCCCUCUGAACGGCCUCCAGUGCUAGGAUCGAAGUUUCCUAAAAUUUGCCAUUGUUUCACCGGUAAAUUUGGAAAUGAAGACGGCUUAUACGCAUUUACACAGAAGUAUGUUUUAUUUUCGAAUUCAAGUCCGUAUACAUGGAAGUAUAAGGCUUCAAAAUGCUCAGCAGCUUACUGUUGCAACAUUGCUCUUUUUCUCUUUACAUUAUUGUUCACACUGUUCGUUACAUUCAUAACACAGGGUUUUUGGAAAAAAUUCAGUGAAUUUCGAGAGCAAGCAACAGUUUAUUACAAACAACGAUUCGUCAUAUUGCUAAAGGGGGAAAUGCCAGAUAAUUAUUACGUAUGGAGUUCAUAUCCAUUGCUUAAUCAUGCUGAAGAAACACAUGUACGAAUAGCGGUGCUGGAAGAAUACGAAAAUGAUUUCAAUGAUGAUGGAAAACCUGAUCUGAUCGAAUUAAACGUCACUUUUCCUAUCGAAGGAAAGGAUAAAAUCUAUGGAAUUUUUUAUAUGUUUUUGUUUGAGUAUCAACUUAAUCAAAGAUCGCGCUUUUCAAUGGAAACUGCAGUGCUUGAUGAUUUGGAACAUACUACUAUGUCGUCAUCGUUAACAGUUUUUGGUGAUCUUUGGUUGGAUCAAGCGGUUCCACUCUGGAGUAGUGGCCGAGAUCCAAACCGUGGAGGGGCGCUAAUUAAUGAGUCCAGUUUCGACUUAACUCAAUAUAACCCUGCCGCAAUUUUUACACGUAAUUCUUAUAGGAAUUUCACAACAAUUUUGAAAAGAAAGUCAGUUUUAUGGACGCCUGGAAGAACUGGCAAUAAUAAUUUCGUACUACGCCUAUCGAUACGGAUUCUUGAGCAACAACUGUUUUACCGAACAGGUCUUUUGGAACUCUUGAAAUGGGCUUGGAUUCAAUAUUUUGCCUGUUUUGUUAUCGUUCACUAUUUUGUUAACAAAUUACGAAAAUUUUUGUUCGAAAACCAUCUCCUCAGCACGAUCGUUAUCCGACGGAAUCAUUUUGCUGAAGUGGAAUAA